Messenger RNA from Acaulospora morrowiae, 1230 nucleotides. NCBI's taxonomy places the organism in Eukaryota, Fungi, Glomeromycota, Glomeromycetes, Diversisporales, Acaulosporaceae. The record is from the annotation of a GenBank genome assembly.
AUGAAUCAAAUUAACGAAAUCAGCUUUAACGGGAGUGAAUCAAAUUUGAAACUGGUGAAUGCGCCCGAAAUUCAGGAAGAUAGCAAAAACUUCCAGAGUCAGUUAGACAAAGCGGACGAAUCUAAGGAUUCACGAACCAAUGUUUCGGAUGAAAUUCCAGAAUUCCUUAAACUCUUGAAGGAAUUGAAGAAGAAAGUUAAAGAAAUAAAAGAUGAAAUUAGUGUCACUGCAAGCAAAGCUAAUAAUCACGAGUUAAAAACGAAUCAUGGCAUAUCGUUACUUGACGUCAAAUAUCAUACACUCCUUCAAUACAUAACGAAUUUGACAUUUUUAAUUUACAUGAAACUUCAAGGAAGAUCAAUAGUCGACCAUCCUGCUAUUUUCAAUUUAAUAGAAUUAAGAAUUGUUUUGGAAAAGAUUAAACCCAUCGAACAAAAAUUAAAAUAUCAAAUCGACAAAUUGCUAAGGAGCGCUAUCAUGGAAAAUGAUAAUGAGGUCGAUUUGGCGGGUGGUGGUGGUGAGUCAAAUGUGCACAGUAUAACAGCAGCCGAUCCUCUGUCCUUUAAGCCAAAUCCGCAGAACCUUGUAUCAGAAUCUAAUGAAAAAGGCAAAAAAGGUGAUGACGAAACCGGGAUAUACAAGGCACCUAGGUUUGCGCCUGUGCAUUUCGAUGAUAAUAAAGGGAGUCGUUCCGCGUUGGAAAAGGAACAAUCACGUAUUUUAGCAAGAGCCUCCAAGUCUCGUAUAAUAAAAGAUCUUAUCGUGGAGUACGAUGAUAGGCCGGAAGAAACAGACGCAACUGGUGGUGUACGCGGAGGAAUAAUUGGUGACGAAAGAUUAGAGAAAGAGCUUGCGGAGCGGGACCGUUACGAGGAGGAGAAUUUUGUCAGAUUAUCAAUGUCAAAGAAAGAACUAAAGAAAAUUAAGAGUCGGACAAAGUUCGAAGACGAAUUUGAGAACCUGAACGAUUUUAGCAGUUUGGCAGCCUUACAGAAUGACAUCGAAGCUUCUGAGAAGAAUCGGACCAAUGUUCUCGCAAGAAGGAAUGCCCGAAAAGAAGGUUACCAUCGUCAACGAGGUUCGGAUGACGAGGACGUUGAGGAUUUGCAAAGAUCACGGAAAAAACAUGGGUUAUUUAACGGGGUAAUAGAUGAUUUGUCGCAGGACAAAAAAAGGAAGAAUAGGUUUAAAAUGGCCAAGAGAAAUAUGAAAAGGCAAAAACGAAAAUGA